Salvia hispanica is the source of this 988-nucleotide messenger RNA. RefSeq names its product transcription factor HY5. Gene Ontology annotation, biological process: red or far-red light signaling pathway; positive regulation of transcription by RNA polymerase II; regulation of photomorphogenesis. Gene Ontology annotation, cellular component: nucleus. Gene Ontology annotation, molecular function: DNA-binding transcription factor activity, RNA polymerase II-specific. NCBI's taxonomy places the organism in Eukaryota, Viridiplantae, Streptophyta, Magnoliopsida, Lamiales, Lamiaceae. The record is from RefSeq and is a predicted model, not a curated record.
CUUUUUCUCUCUGAAGCCUGAAUUACCACUCAUCCUACAUUCUCUAUAUAUAUUUUUUUAGUAAUUUUCUCUCUCCUGCCGCAAUUCUUCUUGGCUGUGUUUUUUAUUAGUUGGAGAAAUGCAAGAACAAGCCACGAGUUCUAUCGCCGCCAGCUCUCUGCCUUCUAGCAGUGAGAGAUCUUCUAGCUCUGCCCUUAACGCUGAAGUUAAAGAAGGAAUGGAGAGUGAUGAUGAGAUCAGAAGAGUGCCGGAGAUGGGUGCGGAGGCAGCCGGCACGACAACCUCAGGCCGGGAUGGAGGUUUGUUAGCGGGGCCCGCGCAGCCGUCAGCUGCCGGCUCGAAGAGGAGAGGGAGGAGCCCUGCUGACAAAGAAAACAAGAGGUUAAAACGGCUGUUGAGGAAUAGAGUCUCAGCUCAGCAAGCGAGGGAGAGGAAGAAGGCGUAUUUGAUCGAUUUGGAGGCUCGAGUUAAGGAGUUAGAAACUAAGAAUGCUGAGCUUGAAGAGAGGCUCUCCACUUUGCAAAAUGAGAACCAAAUGCUUAGACAGAUACUGAAGAACACGACUGCAGGAGCGCAAGAGGGAAGAAAGUAGGAAUGUGAUGUUCAGAUGUUGGAUGUGAAGAAUACAAGUGAGAGGGUGACGGAGAGUUUCCCUUCGAGGCAAUGCUGCAUUGGAUCUCUAUUCACUCUUGUCAUGUUGAGAAGGGGUUGAUUCUGUCGAGCUAGCUUCUUCUCCAGUUGAUGAUGGCGUGCAGUUAGAUUAUUGUAGAAUGCAUUAGCUGCUGCUAGAGCUUGAGUUGUUGUAUGUAAGUUGCUGCUAGAGAGAGGAAGUUGCCAAGGAUCAUGGAAUGAAAUAUAGUAUGUUGUCAUUUCCCCUUACCAUCCAAAUUCAAGAAAUUAGAGUUCUUGAUGUAUGACAUGCUUGCUCGUACGAGUUUGUAGAUGUGAAAAACGAUGUAGACAUGUCUAAGAUAGUAUCUUAUAUGCA